GCUUGAACUACGUGAACCAUAGAAUCGAGCUUAUGUACAAGAAGAUCAUUUUCUAGUGAAAGCCUGAUGUUGACUCAACGCCAAAUACACCUGUUUGAAGAUAAUAAAGAACAAUAGCAUCUUGUUAUCUGCCCGAAUUACUUAUCUCUGAUGUGUUAAUAUUUUCCGUACCAAUUCCUAGGGCAAAUAAUGUGAACGUUCUUGAGCGUGUCCAUUGAUUAUGCGGUAGUAAACAUGAACAUGCACUUGGGUUCUGUUUUCUUCUGUUUAUUAAGUGCCAGUUCCAUCAACGGAAAAAACGCAACAACCAACUUAUUGCAAAUCGUUCAAUGGGUGUCAAAUCUGAUGAACGAAGUGGGUCGGGGUCAACCUGAUCUAAGCUUGGUGUGUGAUUUGAGUUUUAUGUCCUUGGGUGUCAACAGGAGAUGCGCUGAACAACUGACGCAAAUUUGUCGGAACAAGACUGUGGCACUAAGAUUACUUGAUGCAUCAUCAAAAUUUCCAUAUACCGGGAUGCUAACAUCGAAUAGGUUCCACCUUGGCCAUUACGACGAAUGUAUCAAUACAGAGCUUGUGUAUGAAGAUGGAAGGGUUAUUGGGAAACACUGCUUUGCAGGUCUCAUUAUACCUGAUAUUACCAAUGUCAGUGACAUAAACUUAGCUUUCAAGCUGUCAACAUGCCUACCAGAUAAAUGUUCUAGUAAAGACAUUACAAAAGUAGUGAGUUAUUUUGUAAAAGACUUUCCGCCCAUUAUAAGAGACGAAUUUUGUACGACAAAAGAAACUAAUGAAGAAAUGACUGGAGCAAAUGUGAUUGUUAUAAUGGGUUUUAUAUUUUGGUUAUCGCUCAUGGUCCUAAGUACAAUUUACGACAUUUGUUUAUAUCUAGGAGCAAAAAAAUGUGAAACUCAAUUUCUGAUAGCUUUUUCAAUGUUUACAAACGGCAGAAAAUUAUUUUCAACCUCUGUGGCAACGAAAUACCAAAUUGAAGUGUUGAAUGGUCUAAGAGUUAUCAGUAUGAUGUGGAUAAUUGCUGGGCAUGCCGUUCUUCUAUGGGGUCAAGGUACUGAAGCUAACUCCAUGGCGGUAGUUCCUGUCAUGAAUAAGGACUAUCUUGAAGAAUACCAUUACUACCGAAGCUCAAGUUAUCUGGAUGGUGCUCAUAUGGCAGUGGAUACAUUUUUCUUCAUGUCUGGAUUUCUUCUUGCCUUCCUUUACUUCAAAGAAAAGAGAUCGCUCGCCUAUCAAUUGAAGAGCUUGCCAUUUCUUUAUAUCCAUAGAAUACUAAGGCUGGCGCCUUCAGUAUGUGCCCUGUACAUAUUUGGAAGGUGGAUAUUUCCAGUAACUGGUUCUGGUCCAAUGUGGAAUUUAGUGAUUGAAAAAGUACUCUCACCUUGCAAGAGAUAUUGGUGGUCAUAUUUCCUUUUUCUUCAGAACUAUGUCAAUUGGGAUGACUUGUGUUUGGUCCACACAUGGUACCUCUCAGCCGAUAUGCAGAUGUUCCUGAUAUCACCGAUAUUUCUGAUACCACUUUCUGUCGUACUGACUAAGAAAAGAGGAUUACGAGCAGCUAUGAUAAUACUUCUGCUGCUCAAUAUAUUUUGGAUCGUCAUGCCAAUUGUCGUAAGGCUUCAGUUUACUGAAUUCAAAAACGUGUUUGAUACACAUUCAAGACUAAUAGAUUAUUUCCUUGGUAUGAUGCUUGGUAUCUUCUUCAGAAAAAGAAUGGACGUACCUUUUCUAUGUUUCGUGGAAAGAAAGUAUCGCUCGACGUUAAGCUUUUUCAUCUGGAUGUUUGUGCUAACAGAAAUGUUCAUAUCGAUGUUCUACUACCAAGAUGCUGAAGUAUACCAAGGACCUACUGCUCAAGCAUACUACUAUGUUCUAUCCAGAAGUUCAUGGACGGCUGGAUUAUGUUGGAUUGUUUACGCUUGUUAUCAUGGAUACGGAGGUAUUGUUAAUUGGAUCCUAACAAGACCAACAUACCAGAUUUUGUCUAGAUUGACAUAUAGCAUGUAUUUGAUACAUUUGCCAGUUAUGGCGUGGUAUGCGUUUCAAAACAGAGAGAUGAAAUAUUUUUCACAUUAUGAAGAGUACUAUAUGUUCUGUGGUCAUUACAUAACAACCAUAUGCUGCUCCAUUUUUUGGACCCUUGCGUUCGAGUCACCGAUUUUAGCUAUCGAAAAGGUUAUAUUCAGAAGAACACCUGCCCCGAGGAAUACCAAAGGUUGAAGCCUUUGAAAGAACGCUGCGCUGUGUAUAAAUACAUUUUAUUUAUUACCUUUUGCAAAUUAUGCUUAAAAAUAAUUAACAAGUUUGUACAAAAGACUAUAUCAGUAUUGUAUGUCAGGUACAAAUAAAUUACGUAAGUUGCUUUUUUAGAUACAAUUCCAACAGAAAUCACUAGGUGAGGUUUUGAAAACAUUUUAAAAUUUUGCAAAUUUUAAGUAUUUAGAAAACUUUGAUCAUCUUGUAAAUUUUGAGAAUUCUGAAACCCGACAAUUUUGAAAAUUUGAAAAACUGAAAAUUUUUAAAAUCCUGAAAAUUUGAAAUUGCUGAAGAUCGUACAAAUUUCGAAUUUGUUUAUAAUCCAAGGAGAGAUCAUUGCUCAAACGAUACCAAAUCCACAGGUCCGGCUCGUACGCAUUGGACUGCAUCGGAUUGCAAACGUGGCUUUUAAAAGUAUUAUUUUCAAUGUAGCAUUUGGAUUUUCCUCCAUUGAUCGACAACGUAUGACUAUUUGGAUCCGUUCGCACACCUGUAUUUUUACAAAUGAUUCUAAAUUUGUUUAGUGCGGACAGUCCGAUGCAUACCCUAACUUGUAUUUGAACAUUGCCAAUACUCAUACUACUGUUGAAAUUGCAUGACGUAAGCUCAUAUUUAAACUUAAACCAAAAAUUAUAAACUUGUCUCUGACUUCGAAUGUUUCUGUAUCUUAAUGUCUAUAAACAUGGUGUUUUCUUUGACGUAAUUUGGUUUCAUUAAAGUUGAGUGAGGUAUGAAAAUGUAUGAAGAAGAUGACUCUUGAGGUUCUUCGCCCUCCUCGUCCCCGCAUUGCCU
Molecule: messenger RNA, 3060 nt
Organism: Acanthoscelides obtectus
Lineage: Eukaryota; Metazoa; Arthropoda; Insecta; Coleoptera; Chrysomelidae
Source: the annotation of a GenBank genome assembly